Molecule: messenger RNA, 402 nt
Organism: Penicillium longicatenatum
Lineage: Eukaryota; Fungi; Ascomycota; Eurotiomycetes; Eurotiales; Aspergillaceae
Exons: 3
Coding region: 1-402 (133 amino acids)
Source: RefSeq, a predicted model, not a curated record
AUGACAACACGAACGAUUCUUCUCGUGCAGCUAUGUUCCAGCCAGCUCAAUAUCAUUGAAGACUUUGCUGAACAUCGAGUCAUGCGACCAGCCCAAUCCAUACUCAACCACCUCAGGUCAAGGAUGGUACAACGGUCAGCCCGGUAUCUGGAAAGGCUACGAGGGACUGCCACCUUCCAGCCCAUCUUGUAUCAACGCACACGCCGCCAUAGACAAAGAGCUAUUGUGGAGCAAUAUAUGUACGGGCUGAAGAGUGGUGAGGUCGGGGAUGAUAGAUUGUGCGAAACAUGUCGACGACACGCGGUGCGAACGCUCCGAACCGACUGGACGGGGAAAGGAGUGCCAGACAAAGGUCUGUGCUAUCAGACUGCUCAAAAUUCGGCGCGACUGCAGGACGCUUGA